AUGGCGUCCGUCUGCAACCCCAAUUGGCAAACUGCUACAUUUUCAUUUUACCGAUAUGUUCCCUCGGUCGCAGCUGCAGUGAUCUUCUGCUUGCUGUUCUUGAGUUCGACUAUUGUGCAUCUCUGGCAGAUGUACCGAACAAAGGCCUGGUUCCUGGGGGCUCUGUGUGGUGGCUGUUUCGCUGAAUUCAUCGGAUACGCUGCUCGAACAGCAUCGGCCCGACAAGAGCCAGGCUGCUGGAGAAUGAUGCCAUACAUCAUCCAGAGCGUGUUCAUCUUGCUUGCUCCUGCGCUGUUCUCUGCCUCGGUUUAUGUCCUUCUUGGCCGAAUCGUAAAGCUCACGGAUGGGGACUCUCAUGUUAUCAUCAAAAGAAGGGUCAUCACCAAGACGUUCCUGGCGGGAGAUCUAUUCUGCCUUUUCAUGCAAUGUGCAGCUGGAGGACUUAUGGGGGGAUCCCGUGCGGUUCCUAAGCUGGCCAAGAUUGGAAAUGGGAUCAUUAUUGCAAGUCUCAUUCUACAGCUUGUCUGGUUCGCUUUCUUUGUCGUGGUAGCCCUUAUGUUCCAUCGAUCCAUGAAACUCAUGCCGACAAGGGCAGCGAGUCGUUCCGAAAUACGAUGGCUGAGCUAUCUCUGGACGCUCUACAUCUUUAGCUUCUUCGUCAUGGUUCGCUCGCUGUUCCGCGCAAUCGAGUUCAUCGAAGGAAGUGACGGGGUUCUGCAGACGACAGAGGUGUAUUUCUAUAUCAUGGACUCGCUUCUCAUGUUUCUGGCUGUGACUUACCUACACUGGAAGCAUCCAGGCGAGAUCGCUGCACUUCUUCGCAGCGAGGAACCCGAGUGCACGAAUGGCUUGAAGCUCCUAGUGAAGCCGGCGGGCAUGUCGUGGAGACAGUUCAGGCCAUAG
This is a messenger RNA of Aaosphaeria arxii CBS 175.79, 903 nucleotides long. RefSeq names its product RTA1-domain-containing protein. NCBI's taxonomy places the organism in Eukaryota, Fungi, Ascomycota, Dothideomycetes, Pleosporales. Gene Ontology annotation, cellular component: membrane. The transcript is spliced from 3 exons. The record is from RefSeq and is a predicted model, not a curated record. Bases 1 to 903 code for a protein of 300 amino acids.